UCAAGCAGCUUAAAGUCUCGUCUCUUCAUGUAAAUGUCAGUUUUUCUGCUGCUGGAUGUUUUGUAAGUCUCUGUUGUAAUAAUAAGCACACGUUUUUAUUUGUAUAACCCUUUAAACAAUACACUUCCAAAUCAGCUUUACAGAAAUGUAUAUCAUAAAUAUGACAUUUUAAUGUGAUAUACAGUAAUCUAUGAUUGAGAGGUUUAGAGCUGAAAGACGGGAUAGCUUACAUUUGAUGAUUAUAUAAACAAUCAACCAGACUGCUAUUAGUUUAUAUUGCUGUAUGUGAUUAGAUGUAAAUCCUGGAUAUAGUUUGAUUUUGAUCAUAUUGUCCAUGUCGAAGCAGUUUAAGUGAGACAAUGAUUAAAAGUGAUGCCAUAAUGCUUUUAUAUUUAGUUCCCCAGAGUGCAAACCAGACACAACUGUGCUAAGGAAUAAAAACAUCACAUGCAUAUUAUUGUGUACGAGCAUCUAAUUUGAGAUUCACAUGCGUUCUGCAUCAUAAACAUGUUCUCCUAACAUCUGACAUUUAGAGCAAUAACACAGAUGAGUAAACACUCUUCUAGAGCUUCAGAUAGAUGUCUGGGUGAUGUGUGUGUGCUUUCAGGCUAGUGAUUGGUCUGCUUUUUAUAGAAAUAUGAUAUUAUAUUAAAAUCAGUCCAUCACAGAUGAUAUGUCUCUCUCUCUCUCUCUGUGUGUGUGUGUGUGUGUGUUUAUCCAGCUGAUGUGUUGUUCUUCUCUUGAACUUUGCCCUGAUGUGACAGUAACUCAUUGGUCCAGUGAGAGAGCAAGGGCUGGAGGACAGACAGACAGACAGAGAGACAGGCAGCGCUGCUGUGUGUUAAAGAGGUUCAGAGCGCUCGGAUCGAGUCAGAGAGCCGAAGCAUGCUCUCUUCAGGCGUGCGUCCACCGGCGUUCUCCACGGCCGUCCGGUCGCUGCAGAGGAGAAGCGGAGGAGGAGUGCGAGACUUCCAGGAGAUCCCUAACACCGGCAGCAAUGGCUGGAUCAACCUGCUGCGCUUCUGGAAGGACGGGAGAUUCAGCCUGCUUCACAAGCACAUGGAGAACACCUUCAGACGCCUCGGACCCAUCUACAGGGAGUCUCUGGGCUCUCAGAGCAGCGUGAACAUCAUGCUGCCGAUGGACAUCGGGGAGUUGUUCCGAUCCGAGGGUCUCCAUCCACGCCGCAUGACGCUGCAGCCCUGGGCCACACACCGAGAGACGCGCAGACACAGCAAGGGUGUCUUCCUAAAGAACGGGACGGAGUGGCGCUCCGACAGACUGCUGUUGAACAAGGAGGUGAUGGUCGCUUCAGCCGUACGGCGCUUCCUCCCGCUGCUGGACGACGUCGCACGGGAUUUCUGCCAUUCUCUGCGACAACGAGUGGAGACGGAGGGCGUGGGGGAGAGAGAUCAGCGCAGUAUGACCCUUGACCCCAGUCCUGACCUCUUCCGCUUUGCCCUGGAAGCGAGCUGUCAUGUCCUGUACGGCGAGCGGAUCGGCCUGUUCUCGUCAUCUCCAUCUGAAGAGGCGGAGCGCUUCAUCUGGGCCGUUGAGCGCAUGUUAGCCACGACACCACCGCUGCUGUACCUGCCUCCACGGCUGCUGCUGGCCCUGCGCGCCCCCCUCUGGACACAGCACGCCACUGCAUGGGACCACAUCUUCAGCCACGCGGAGGCGCGUAUCCAGCGUGGGUACCAGCGUCUGCAGACAGCGGUGGGCGGAGCCUCUGAUGGGCGGUUCCAGGGUGUGCUGGGUCAGCUGAUGGAGGCGGGACAGUUAUCAUCCGAGCUGAUCAAAGCCAACAUCACUGAACUGAUGGCCGGCGGAGUCGAUACGACCGCCGUCCCGCUGCAGUUCGCUCUCUUCGAGUUAGCGAGGAACCCUGAUGUGCAGGAGCGGGUCCGAGCGCAGGUGCUGUCGUCAUGGGAACAGGCUUCAGGAGACCCCCAGAAGGCCCUGCAGGGGGCGCCGCUGCUGAAGGGAGUCGUCAAGGAGACACUGAGGCUGUAUCCUGUAGGAAUCACCGUCCAGCGCUAUCCGGUCCGAGACAUCGUCCUGCAGAACUACCGUGUGCCAGCAGGGACGCUGGUGCAGGUGUGUCUGUAUCCUCUGGGUCGCAGUCCUGAGGUGUUUGAGUGUCCGGAGCGAUUCGAGCCGAGCCGCUGGGCCGCUUCAGGAGAAGGCUUUCGCUCGCUGGCGUUCGGCUUCGGGUCCAGGCAGUGUGUCGGCCGGAGAAUCGCAGAGAACGAGAUGCAGCUGCUGUUACUGCACAUUCUGAGGAACUUCAGACUGACGGUUUCGUCCACAGAAGAGCUGAACACCAAAUACACUCUCAUUCUGCUGCCAGAAUCUCCACCCAGAAUCACCUUCACCACACGCUCACUAUAAAUCACCACUGUUAUUAUUAUUUAUGGAAUAUUGCAGUGUUUAUUAUAAAUUAC
Messenger RNA from Cyprinus carpio (common carp), 2444 nucleotides. It is a transcript of the gene cyp11c1, whose product is annotated as cytochrome P450, family 11, subfamily C, polypeptide 1. Gene Ontology annotation, cellular component: mitochondrial inner membrane. NCBI's taxonomy places the organism in Eukaryota, Metazoa, Chordata, Actinopteri, Cypriniformes, Cyprinidae. Gene Ontology annotation, molecular function: monooxygenase activity; iron ion binding; heme binding. The record is from RefSeq and is a predicted model, not a curated record. Gene Ontology annotation, biological process: cortisol metabolic process; C21-steroid hormone biosynthetic process; cellular response to peptide hormone stimulus.